AUGACAGCUGAACAAAGACGAUGCUUUGAAGAAAUGGCUAAGCUCGAUCUGGAGAGAUUCAAUCGCGAAAUGGCGCAUUACGUUCCCCCGGCCGGUAUGCGUCGAGGUCGUCGGCGUCGACGUAUUAAAGAUCCGAGCAUGCCAAAACGUUCUUGGUCCGCGUUCUUCUUCUUUUGCGAUGCAUUCCGUUCGAAGAUCCGCAGUGAACAUCCGGACUGGAAAGUAAGCGAUAUCGCGAAGGAAUUGGGCCGUCGAUGGGAGGAGUGUACUGAUAAAGAGAAAUACGAACGACACGCACAAAACGACAAGUUACGCUAUGAACAAGAUAUGCUGAAGUACAAAGCGGGUAUAUAUGUAGCCACGAAGCGCGCGCGAGUGGAAGAUGAAGCUGGUUCAAAUGCCGAUACGUCGGAUCCUUCCGAUGGCAACGCCACCAAGCCGGAGUCCAGUGAACAAACUAGAAAUUGUGAAGAAGAUGAAGAGGAGGAGGAGGAGGAUAUUGAUGACGAAGAACCGGAAGAUGACGAUGAGAACGUCUCACUACUCGAGGACACGAUCGGCGAUGGUCGGGAGUCAAAUAGCCAGGUUAUCGAAUCCGAAUCGGAGCGUUGA
This is a messenger RNA of Echinostoma caproni, 612 nucleotides long. The record is from the annotation of a GenBank genome assembly. NCBI's taxonomy places the organism in Eukaryota, Metazoa, Platyhelminthes, Trematoda, Plagiorchiida, Echinostomatidae.